AUACUACAUCAAAUGUUUGGACUAUUUAAGAAUUGAGAUACGGAUAGUAUAGUGUAUACCAUCUACCACCAAAUGAGUGUCAAAGCUGUUAAGUGUUUGGUUAGCACAUAAUUCUUAUUUUAUUUAUUAUAUUAUUUCAAAACGGAUGAAAGUGUUAUUUAAUUUACAUCAAUCAAUUAAUGUACGAUCCGUUAAUUUAAACUUCAAUACAAUAGUAUACGCUUAAAACUUUUCAAUUAUAAACUCGUUUUGAUUGAUUAAGUUUUUAAUACAAUUUGUUUUCCAAAUUUUAUUUUAACAAUAAAUAAAAAGGAAAAUAUGGAAAAUAGUUUAUUGGAGGCAAUUAAAUCUGGUAACAUGGGAUGCCAUUCUGAGUUAACCAUUAUUCCUAUUUCUCAAAGUUCAAAAACCAGUAGUAACAGUCAGUAUGCAGUUUCGUCUACAUCUCCUCAGAGCACAGUUUCAUUGUCAUUAGUCCCUAAUGCGAGUGGUGGAAGCAGCAAAAAAAAGCAUUCAUUACCAUCCAACUCGCAAGGUGGUGCUCCUCGGAAACGAGGAAAGACGAGCUUACCUAAUUUAAAUCACAUGCCUUAUGAUAUGAACAGUUAUAAUCCUCUCUUAGACUUAACCAUGAAUCGUAAACACUAUCCAAAUUAUAAUACUCAACCUGAACAACAAUGGCCGUUUAAUUUACCCCUCAACUAUCCUGAAUUUCUUAUGAAUUUUAAUCAAGUAAACAAAAGAAAACCAUAUGCCUACGAUCAACCUAAAGAAAAGACUGCUGUGAAUUAUAAUAAAGAAAAUACUCAUAAUAAAACAAAACAUUAUAAACAUGAACAUAUGCCGCCUCCUCAAAUUACAUCGGACAGAAUAUCGGGUCAACUAGAAAAUGUUGAAAAGACAUUUGACAUUGAUUCGUUAAGUAGUGAAGAUGGUUGGGCCAAGUAUAAAGAAUUAUUAAGUGUAAUUGAAGAAAUGUCAGGCUCGAUCAGACCGAUUUACACUGGCUGCAAGAACUCAACUGAAAGGUUGAAAAAAUCAAUACACAAGGCAAAAACAUUGGUAAGUGAAUGUCUAAAAGAAGUGGAAAAAGUAUCAAGGCAGCUAUAGUUACUGAUUUUUUUGGGUAAAGGAAUUUAUAAAAACAAUGUUGUAAUUAAAACAAAAUGUUAUACUUACGUAGUGCUUUAAUAAUGUACAUAAUAUUGAGUAAGACAUUGGGUGAUAAGAUUUUACGUGGAACAAAAAUUAAAAAGAGAAAGAAACGACCUGAAGUGUAUUGGCGUUUGUUAGAUUGUAAAAUUACAUUGUUCUUCAGGCUAAUUUAAUUAAUAGAUGCAUAACUAAACACUAGUGAAUUUAACGUAUCAUAUUAUACAAUGUGGAUUUAACUAAAAAAAAACUAAAAUGAUUUAAAGAUUUUUGUUGGUUUUUAUAUUAAUUAAUAAAUAUAACAUACCAUAUAAAUAUUCAUAGAAUUUCAGUUUUACAAAUAAUAUUUGCACAAAAUAUGUCUUUUGUUUAUUAUAAGGUAUUAAUUGUUAAUUAUACUAUAAUUACAUGUAGGUAUAUAUACUUUAAGUAUAAUCUUAAUUAAUUUGUUUAAUAGUUAAAUUUAUUAAAAACUUAAGCAUCUGGCAAAGUGUACAAUAAAAGGUAGUUCAUACAUACUUCUUAAAUGUUUUGUCAAUAACAAAUUAAUAGUAAUUAAAACAGAUUUUCAAACUUGAAAAUAACUUUUAAUUACAUCAGGGUAUUUUUGUUCUCUAUUUGUCAUGUUAAACAGAUUAAAUUAUGAAUUUACAAUAUUUGAUACAAUAAAAGUUUUGUUAAUUUUGAUUUAUUUUACUGUUAUUAGUAAAUACAACUUUUUAUAGAAAGUCAAUUAUAUUAUUAUUGAAUCAAAAUAAUUUAAACAUUUUUAAUAUAAAAAUGUGUUGUAUAACAUUAUAUUUUUUUGUUUUGUGUUCGUUGUAGUAUAUCAAUAAGUCAUAUGUAAUAAGAAAUAACAAUAUAUAUUUACAUUAUUAUCUAAUUACAUCUACAUUAUUAUCAUUUCAUUGUUGGUUAAAAAGAUUUUUAAAGGAUGUCAUAAUUUAAAAAAGUAUAAACAUAAAUAUAUAAAUGUUUUUAAAUGUCAUAAUAGUGUGUGAGCUUCUUGUUGACUUAUCGGGGUCCGAAAAUUAGUUUUGUGUACUUGCCUAUAAUAAUACCAACAGACUAUUUCAUUUUAUUCUCGAACAUUAGGUAGAAUUUUUGACAACUGUAAAUGAUAAAAAAAUUAUUAGUCAAUGGAGUGUAAUUUAAAAAAUGUAGUAUUAAGUAUUAAUAAAAUAAUGUACAAUUUUAAUGAAAUUUGUUGUUUUCCAUUGUAAUUGGUAUAAAUAUUUACCACCUUAAGUUUACAUUUUUUUUAAACUAUACAU
Molecule: messenger RNA, 2426 nt
Organism: Adelges cooleyi (spruce gall adelgid)
Lineage: Eukaryota; Metazoa; Arthropoda; Insecta; Hemiptera; Adelgidae
Gene: CDK2AP1
Exons: 2
Coding region: 319-1110 (263 amino acids)
Cellular component (GO): cytoplasm; nucleus
Source: RefSeq, a predicted model, not a curated record